CUCGCAGCGUCUACAACAAUCUUCUUGAAGUAGAGAAAGAACGUCCUUAACCAGCAGCUGUACUUGCCGAGACCGACCUAGGUAGAGGCGGGCAGGGCGACAACACCGAGUUCCUGUCGAUUCACUCUCGAGCGAGACAGAAAAGCAUCAAAACAGAACACGCGCGAGCUGAGCCAACGAACUGAGCAGCAAGCAGCAGUGUUAAGGAAGCAUCAGCAAGCAGUCUUAACUUGAGAAUGAGCUGACCCAGAGUGACAUCAACCAACCAAUAAUCAGACAGCCAGGAUGAACAAGAGUUUGGUGUUACUGUGUUACUUCUUGCACGUGUGGUGCAGAUGUAAUGGAGCCGUGUACACGCCCUCAGGGGGGCCGGUGUACGUGAAUCCAGAUGCGGCGACUGCGAAAUCCGUAGCGAUUCAACAGAAUGAAGCGGUGGAGCUUCUCACACAAACUGUCUACGGUUUCCUCGACUUUACUACUACCAUCGGCAACACCGUGAUGGUCUUCUCUCCCCAAAGUUUAUUAGCAGAUGGGGGUAAGAAAACUGCCGCUACCACUACUUCAGUCAUAGAAACGAAACCUGCAACGCAGUCUUCGCCUGCAGCAACAUCAUUACUGGAGAUAAAACCAAGCAAAACAACUGCGAAAGUCUCGGAGAAGAAAGGCUCUACCGUUCCGAUAGGAAACGCUCCGACCAACAAGAAGUUAACAUCCGGUGUGGAGGUAAAGUCUGGGGCCCCCGCCACCAUAAUUUCCAGCGUAGUUGAGGUUCGUGGAGGUGGGAGUCCAUCCAGCGCGGUGAAUUUGAAACAAGGGUCAUCCAGCGUUGUUGAAAUAAAGGGAGGCGCUUCAAGCAUAGUUGAAAUUCGUGGAGGAAGUCCGAAUGGCCUCUCUAGUAAAGUAGAAGUUCGAGAAGGGACGUCUACGGUAACGAAGGUGAAGAAAGAACCGUCGACAAAGGUUGAGGUGCACGAAGGACCAAGCAGCGUGGUGGAAGUGAAGGCGGGCCCAUCUAAGAUCCUGUUGAGUCACGUGCAGGUUGUCGGAGGAGAGGUCUCUCCGUCGGUAACCGUGGAGCAGAAUCACCAGAAUCAUCACAAUGAAGUACCCACCAUUUUAUCGAGCGUUGUCGAAGUGAGGUCUAGCAGUGAGGAACCGGCCUUGUCCGGAAACAAUGUCCUGGAACCGGAGUACGACUUCCUGUCCAGACAACCGUCCGAGGUCGUGGAUGAGACAUACAAGGUCAUAAACCUGAGACCGAGCUCCAAAUUUCACCUAAAACCCCGCCAGUCCGACAUUCGAAGUAAAGUGAAUGUGAUCACCAGUCGUGAUGAUCACAAUAACAAGGCGACACGCGGGGCUGGGGAACAGCUGCACCCCACAGGACUUGUAACCACACUCGGAGGAACCGUGGUGAAGGAGGGCGUCACCACAGUGCACGAGACAAGCGUUAUCGGAACCUACGUCUCGGGGAAGUACGCCCAGGUUCUCCAGAGCACUUCCCACAUAAUCCAGCCACAACACGGGAAAGUAAAACCAACUCCAUCAUCCUCGCUGAGGAUACUGAAAACGGCCGCUCCCGCCCUUGGCAAAUCCAGAAGUUCUGCACAUCUGGAGCCCACUCCUGCCGGAUCCCUGUAUGAAGAGACCGUCGCAUUGCCUCUAGAAGCCCUAUUCAGCUCAGCGCCUAGCUCGAACUUCAUACGGUCUUCUCGAAGACACGGCGGUCUAACGGCGCCGAAGAGUAAUUUUCACAGUAAAUUCAACCGAGUACGAGGCCGAGAACAUCAGGACAAUCGCGAGCAAGAUCUGGGAGAAGAGUACGAGGAGGAAGAAGACGAUCUAACUGUUGCGCCAACUAGCAGCAGAAAGGCGCCUUCUAGAGCUGCGGCCGUGAAGCCCACCCAAUCCGUCAGAUCGCCAUUCAAAUCUGCCUCCAAAAAUACGUUCAGCAACAACCGGUUUGCCCGUGUGUCCAGUACGCCCGAAUUGGCCACCGUGUCAGUGUUCAGUGACCCUCCGUCUGCGACACCUUCCGGAGGACGACGAUAUCAGCAACAGUCCUCACAGCGGAGAAGCGGCUACCGAUCUAGCAGCAAUACAGUCAAUAAUGAAGGUAACGGCUAUACCCGCAGGGGGUACAAGCCUCGAGUCCAGUCUUCUUCUGCAGACAGCGCCUCUGGCAGUACCAGCCUCUACAAGUUCAAGUUAGCACGGCCACCAGGCAGGUGGCAAUACAAGACAACGCCCAAACCGCGAAUAAGCAUCAGAAAGCAAAACGAGGAUGAAGCUAUGCCGUACGACAACACGACCAUUACGACAACCCAACAACCUCAACCUCAGUACAACCCGGCAGAUUCUGAACUUAGAGCCAGGUCAGAUGACCCUGACCAGGAGCCUACAGGGUCUGACGUAGGAGUGACCUCGGUAAAUAACGAUGACCUUGAGGAGGAUGUUCCAGUGGCAGAGACAAUCAAGGUUGAAAUAUCCACCCCGGCCGACUUCAAAGACACAUACUACGAAAUUGCAACAAUAAAAUCUCCGUACACUUUCCAGGUUGGUACAAUAAAGAACACUCGGUUCAUCACAGUCACGUCAACAAUUGAAAAGAGCCUGGAGAACACAGAUAGCCCCGCUAUUAUCAGCUCAAGCGCCACCGAACCACUUACCGAGAACAUUCUGGCCAGCACAAUAGCGCCCGGUUACGACAAGGAAAACAACCUGCCUCUGGACUCUAGCAUCGCCACGCUCCCUCCCAUUGGGCUGGCAGGAGACGCCGAAACGCCACCAUUGGAGACUCUGACAGAGACUUUCAGCACAACACAGCUUCUACUCAAGACCCACAUUCUUCCUGUGAUUCGUGGGGGCAGUAACACAACCAGGUACACUCUGGUGCAGUCGUACCACGUGACGCGCCUCGUCACAGCCACGAAAACACUGCCGCCCAUGGAGGUUUACCACUUUGUGCCCAGCAAGACCCUCAACGAAUUCAACACGCACCUGGAAGAGGCUGGCUCUGAACUGCACCUGGAGCUAGAGUUUGGUGAUGACAACGACGAUGGUGACAAACCGGCGGCUCUCAGGGCGUUACAACCUGACAUUGAUUUGGCAAAUAUUGGUUCUGAUUUUGAUCUGUCCGAUGUAGACAAGACCCGUAUCCCCGAAGGUCAUAUCAGACUUAAGAAAGCUCAAUCCACGCCUCCGAAACAGACCAGCUCACCAGAUUCCCAGCAAACGCCUGCUUUGAGCCAUGAACAACUUCAACAGCUAGCUCUGUUACGACUCUUAAAUCCCGCUGCAGCUGCAGCUAUUCCACAAGUUAUUACCACAUCCAGACCGGUGCUAAAAAUUGAAACUGUAUAUGAAUCGCAUGUUCUACCAGUUAUAAACGGAGCAUCUACUAGUUACAGCACAAUUUCCCGACCAGUGGCUACCGUCAGCAAAACAGAAUAUGAGUACGGAACAAGCACAUUGCCAGCAUUGCCGGUGCCUCCCGUGAAUCAGCUAAAUCCCAUCUUCCCCCAACAGCAACACCAGUUUGCACUCACUUCGACUCCCGUUGUGACACAGACUGUAGUGACAGAGACAGACAGCAAGGUUCUCAAACUGACGUUUGGAGCCAAGACGGCGUACACUACUCUUCUGUCCACGAAAGUCGUACCAACUGUCUUAACUACUUAUGUCACUGGAUCCGUCCCACUUCAGCCUUCAGCACCGGCAUUCCCAGGAUAUUUCCCCGCGCCAUACCCACAAUUUCCCUUUGUAGGCUGAAUUUGUCGCCACACAAAGGUCCCAUAUAUUUUAACGAGGUAACACAACCUUUGUUGCUAUCCGGUGGACUUUGCCUAAAGCCAAAGUACUUUUAGCGUGACAAUGUCUCAGGGAGACGAAAGUGAGGGGGAUGGUAAACGAGAGGGGACUAUAAAAUGAAUGUUGAAGAAUGGAAUACACAAAUAUCAAAUCGAAAUGUGGCGCUAUCCCCAGUGAAUAUAAUUUUGUCUACAAAACAAUUAAUACUCAGAGGACUUCUUGUUCUGAGCGUACUGUUUACCAUUAUUCAUAAAUGUUGGACAAUACACGCCGUUUCGGAAGAUAAGAUGAUUUCGCUCCAAAGAAGAGAUCUCUCUGGAAACGUGAAAGUAUUUAAUUUAAUUCAGACUAGUGACACAAUAUGGACUACUACUGUCAUAUUCAACGCAUUCCCAAGUGAGAUGUCGAAACUGUUCUGGUAUUGUAACCGGUAUAGAAAACGCAGUUCCUCUACCAGUUUAUUCCUCCAGUUGUAGUAAGUACACUUGGUGUCCCACCAUUAGAGACUGCCACGUCAACCUUCCACUCAAUUACAAGGAGAGAAAUAACGUCUCACCUUGGCUGCCUUCACGACCACAUCACACAUCUUCAUAGAAUUCGCUACCUGACAAACCUCUGCAGCCACAAAGGCAAUGCUAUUUAUUUAAUAUGCGUCUGUAAUGUGACCAAAUGCAGACUUCAAUCAUUCCGUUACCGAGGCUAGAAUUUAAAACAGAUUUGAGAGAAUCUAUGCACAUACAUUAUUCAUACUUUGAGAGUCUUUAUCGUUUUUCUGUGUGCUAAUAUAUCUCUAUCCGUAUAGCUAGAAACGCCGAUGUGCGCAGUUUUA
This is a messenger RNA of Zootermopsis nevadensis, 4639 nucleotides long. RefSeq lists its product as uncharacterized. Lineage: Eukaryota; Metazoa; Arthropoda; Insecta; Blattodea; Termopsidae. The record is from RefSeq and is a predicted model, not a curated record.